Messenger RNA from Pipra filicauda (Wire-tailed manakin), 1157 nucleotides. RefSeq names its product transmembrane protein 238. Lineage: Eukaryota; Metazoa; Chordata; Aves; Passeriformes; Pipridae. The transcript has 2 exons. Bases 213 to 608 code for a protein of 131 amino acids. The record is from RefSeq and is a predicted model, not a curated record.
GUGCAGGCGGGGGCGGGGCCUGGCGGUGCCCUCAGGUGCGGGGGAACUGUCCCGGCCGUGCCCUCAGGUGCGGGGGAACUGUCCCGGCCGUGCCCUCAGGUGCGGGGGGCUCGGCCCGGACGUGCCCUUAGGUGGGCGCCGCCCUCCCGCCACUCCCGCCCGCCUUCCCUCACGUGCGGGCGGCCCGAGGCGGUGGCGGCGGCGCCGCUCCGAUGGCGGCCCCGGGCGGGCUCGGUCGUUGCGUGGCCGCCUUCUGGCUGGCGCUGGCGUUCGACGCGCUGGGGCUGGCGGUGCUGCUGGCGGGCGUGUUCGCCGACGUGUUCUUCUCCGACCUGCUCAUCUACGCGGGCGGCAUCGGCAUCUUCCUCAGCCUCAUCUGGUGGGUGUUCUGGUACGCGGGCAACCUGGAGGUGCCGCCCGAGGAGCUGCGGGACGACGUGGGGCUGGCGGCGCCCAAGGGCCGCGGGGACACGCUGCUGCGGCGGCUGGUGCACGGGCUCAGCCUCCGCCUCACGGCCGCGCUCGGGCCCGGCCGCCCCGCCGACAUGGAGCUGCAGCGCCCCGCGGGGCCCCGCGGCCGCCCCGCCGAGCCCGGCAGGAUCUGUUGAAGACAUGCCUUUUGAAGUUACUGCCUUAAAAAGCGGGGGAAGUGCUGCAAAUUGUGGAAAGAGAAUUCCCUACUCAAAGCAAUAGGAUUCUCUCACUGUGGAAUAAUCUCUGCGAGCACUGUGGACUCUGCAUAAAAUGGACACAUGGAGUCAUAUCUCUGCCAAAUACACCUAUUUCAGUGUUGGACUGGAUAUGCUUUGAAAUGGUGGGAAAAAAAACCAACACAAAAUCUCUUUAAGAAGUGAGAACUAAAAGAGAACUGAACCCAAGUCCCAGAAAAAUCUCUGCAGCUUGUCAUAUAGUUGUGUUUUUUAACUAUUAUUAUUUUUAAAACCCUGGAAGGUUUGGAUAAAAAGCUCUUGCACAAUGAAAAGCUCUUGCACUGUUUUACCAAAGUCUGGAAGUUAAACUUACUGUGAAUUUUUAUAAUGCCAGUGCAAUACUUUUGUUUGUAAGGGUGCUUUUAAAAUACCUAUAUUAAACUAUUGAUGCAAAGCUGCAAAUGCAGUAGAAGUUGUUUAUAGUGUAAAUACACAAUUUACAGCGUC